Messenger RNA from Danio rerio (zebrafish), 830 nucleotides. NCBI's taxonomy places the organism in Eukaryota, Metazoa, Chordata, Actinopteri, Cypriniformes, Danionidae. The record is from RefSeq and is a predicted model, not a curated record.
AUACACUCACCACACUAUUUUCAGAUAUACAAAAGCCCAAUUACAAAUGAAUUUAGAUUUUCCCUCUUCCUUUUUUGAGGCAUUAAUCAAUUAUUGUGUUGUUUCAGGCUUCACUGUUCGUGGUCCCUCUGCUCCUCUGUCUGCUCCUCUGGGAUCUUCAGUGGUUUUGCCCUGUUAUGUUGAUGAAGCUUUACCAGUGGAGGAUCUGGAGGUGGAAUGGAGAAGAGCAGACUCAGAGACUCUGGUUCAUCUGUAUCAAGAUGGUGAGAGUCGAGCAGAGGUCCAGCAGCAGGAUUAUCAUGAUAGAGCUCAUUUCUUUACUGAGGAGAUUCAACAUGGAAACUUCUCCCUCCGUCUGGACAAACUGACAGCUCAAGAUGAAGGAGAAUACAGGUGUAGAGUUCACAGUCAGCAGGAUUCUGGAGAAACUGUGAUCAAGAUAAAAGUCAGCAAUGAGCGUUUGUUUGUAUCAGGAUCAAAUCAUCUUGAAUCUGCAUAUGUUGGUGAGGACGUGACUCUGAACUGCUCUGUAGACUCUCACAUCACUCCUGAACACAUUGAAGAGGUUUCAUGGAUGAAAACGGAUAAAGAUGGAGAUUUUCUGGUUCUGCUGUACCAGAACAAUGAAUUGUUCAUCUCCCACCUCUGGUAAAAUCUCAGAGGCAGAGUUGAGUUCUUCACUGCAGAAAUCCCCAAAGGAAACUUCUCUCUCAGACUGAAGAGUGUCAGAACUGAGGAUAAAGGAGUUUACAUGUGUCAAGUGUUUGCUGGAGAUUUAUCAGCCAAUGCUACUGUAGUGCUGGAGAGACUGGGUAAGGAACAAAUAUGGU